Hyaloperonospora brassicae is the source of this 1107-nucleotide messenger RNA. NCBI's taxonomy places the organism in Eukaryota, Oomycota, Peronosporomycetes, Peronosporales, Peronosporaceae. The record is from the annotation of a GenBank genome assembly.
AUGACGCGUGGCCGUCGUCUCUUGCCACUGCUGCUCGUGCUGGCGGGUUAUGCCGCGCUGUCGGCAGCCGGCAACGACUACUACGAGAUAUUGGGCGUCACUCGCGACGCGACGUCCGUUGAGAUCAAACGCGCGUUCCGUAAACUGUCGCUGAAGCACCAUCCAGACAAGAAUCCCGGCGACGCCAGUGCGGCGAAAAAGUUUACGGAAGUAGCCAGCGCCUACGACGUGCUGUCGGACAAGGAAAAGAAGGCCAAGUACGACCAAUACGGCGAAGAUGGACUGGGCCAGACCGGCGACGGUGGUGACAAUGACGCGUUUGACAUUUUCUCGCAGUUUUUUGGCGGCGGUCGUCGGCGUCGACAGCAGGAGCCGUCGCGAGGUCCCGACGUGGUGAUGCCGCUCCGGGUGUCGCUCGCUGAUUUGCACAAGGGCAAAAGUCUGCAGUUUUCUAUCCGUCGUGAGACAAUUUGUCAUCAUUGUCAUGGCAAAGGAGCAGCUCAUGAGGAAGACAUUCACGUGUGCUCGGAGUGUCGUGGUCAAGGUGUAAAGACGACGACGCGACGGGUCGGCAUGGGCUUUAUCCAGCAGUUUCAAACCGUGUGCGAAAAGUGCCACGGGAAGGGCAAGAUCUAUACGAGCUCGUGUCCAGUAUGUGGCGGCCGUAAAGUGGAGAUGGCCGACUUGAACUUUGACGUGGAGCUGGACAAGGGCACCCCUGACGGAUUUGAGAUCGAGCUGGAGAAUUAUGCCGACGAGAUUCCCGGCCAACCGGCAGGCCAUGUGCGUCUCCAGGUACUGACGGUGCCGCACCCGAUUUUCACGCGCGACGGCGACGACUUGUGGAUGGACAUGCACAUAUCGCUACGUGAGGCACUUGUGGGCUUUCGUAAAACAGUCACACACGUAGAUGGGCGACCAGUGGAAGUCGUGCGGGACGACGUCACGCCUCCUCGCUUCGUUAUGGCGCUGGAAGAUGAGGGUAUGCCAAAGCAGCAUCGUCCUUCCGAAAAGGGACAGUUGCAUAUCAAGUUCUCAGUGCAGUUUCCAGAAUCGCUUUCGGAGGAGCAGAAAGUUGGCUUUCGCGAGCUGUUCUCGAUGGAGUGA